Messenger RNA from Vitis riparia (riverbank grape), 2627 nucleotides. Its product is annotated as probable protein phosphatase 2C 23. The record is from RefSeq and is a predicted model, not a curated record. The coding region runs from base 188 to 2362 and encodes 724 amino acids. The transcript is spliced from 4 exons. Lineage: Eukaryota; Viridiplantae; Streptophyta; Magnoliopsida; Vitales; Vitaceae. Gene Ontology annotation, molecular function: protein serine/threonine phosphatase activity. Gene Ontology annotation, biological process: protein dephosphorylation.
ACAAAGUGGUUUUCCAAUUUCAAAACCUCACACAAAAGUCAACUCCUAUUUCUCUCUCUCCUUAUUCUUUUCAUCUUCUUCCUCCCAGCUUCUCUUUCAAUCUCUCCAUGUGGAAAAUGAAACAUCGGGUUUAGCGUUUUUCGGAAGUUAGAUUUGUUUCCGGGGUUUUUUGUUUGGGGUUUCCUCGAUGGGUAACGGUUUCGCGAAGCUAAGCAUCUGCUUCACCGGCGAGGGAGGAGCUCGCCGGAGGCAGGAUAUAUCUGUUUUGAUAUCGGACCCUCUUGAUGAAGGUUUGGGUCACUCUUUCUGCUACAUCAGACCUGACCAGUCUCGGCUCUCAUCUUCCAAGGUUCACUCUGAAGAAACCACCACCUUCCGAUCAAUCUCAGGCGCUUCUGUAAGUGCCAACACAUCAACUCCUCUCUCUACAGCCUUUGUAGAUCUCUAUUCUUACAAUAGUAUUGAUCGAGCCUCGGCUUUCGAGAGCUCAACGUCGUUUACUUCCAUUCCUCUGCAACCAAUUCCCCGAAAUUGGAUGAAUUCAGGCCCAAUACAGGGAAGUUACGGCGGAAUUCCGGGUUCCGGUCCCCUUGAGAGAGGGUUUUUAUCGGGGCCGAUUGAGAGAGGGUUCAUGUCAGGACCGAUUGAUCGGGGGUUGUUUUCAGGUCCUCUUGAAAAGAGCAGUACUGAUCAGUUUCAGAGGAGUUAUUCUCAUGGUGGGUUUGCUUUUAGACCCAGAUCGAGGAAAGGGUCACUGAUUCGUGUUCUUCAGAGAGCAAUAUCUAAGACGAUAUCGCGUGGCCAGAACUCGAUUGUGGCUCCAAUUAAAGGCGUUGUUUCGGUAAAAGAACCGGAUUGGCUUGUUGGGUCGGAAAAGCACAAUGAGAAUCUCACUGUGAGUAGUGUGAAUUUGAGCAGUGAUGGGAGUUUGGAGGAUGAUGAUUCGCUAGAAAGUCAGAAUCUUCAAUGGGCUCAAGGGAAAGCAGGGGAGGAUCGAGUUCAUGUCGUGGUUUCGGAGGAGCAUGGCUGGGUUUUUGUAGGGAUUUAUGAUGGAUUCAACGGCCCUGAUGCACCUGAUUAUUUAUUAUCCAAUUUAUACUCUGCUGUUCACAAGGAGCUCAAGGGUUUGUUAUGGGAUGACAAGCAUGAAUCCAAUCCAGUUGCAGCCCCUGCCUCCUCCCCUGUUCCUUCAGAAGCUUCCAAUUCAGAACUGGAAGAUUCACAUCUUGGUUCUGAUGUUGAUUUAGCUAGAAAUAGGAUGGUGGAUGGUUGUUCUCAUUGUUCUUAUCAAGAGUAUUAUCCAUCGGGGAGUGGGGAUGUGAAGUUUGAUUCAAAUUCAAAGAGAAAGAAGGGUAAGAAUUCGAAGAACAAGUACAAGGGUGCAGCAAAGAAAUGGGAGGAGAAUCAGAGGAGGUGGAAGUGUGAGUGGGACAGGGAGAGAUUAGAGCUCGAUCGAAGGUUAAAGGAGCAAUUGAAUGGAUCUAAUACCGAUGGCUCGAGAUCUAUUAACCAUUCAGAUGUAUUGAAAGCUCUGUCUCAAGCCUUGAGAAAAACAGAGGAGUCGUAUUUGGAAAUAGCUGAUAAGAUGGUUAUGGAAAAUCCGGAGCUGGCCCUCAUGGGAUCUUGUGUUCUUGUAAUGCUGAUGAAGGGGGAGGAUGUUUAUGUGAUGAAUGUAGGUGAUAGUCGAGCAGUUUUAGCUCAGAAGGCGGAGGCUGAUAUCUGGCUUGGGAAGAUCCGGCAGGACUUGGAAAGGAUCAAUGAAGAAACAUUGCAUGAUCUUGAAGCGAUGGACAAUGAUAACUCCAACAUGAUUCCUACUUUAUCUGCUUUUCAGCUUACUGUGGACCACAGCACCAGUGUGGAGGAGGAAGUUCGGAGAAUAAAAAAUGAACACCCUGAUGAUGCUUGUGCUGUGAUGAAUGAUCGUGUGAAAGGUUCAUUGAAAGUCACUCGAGCUUUUGGGGCGGGUUUUCUCAAACAGCCUAAAUGGAACAAUGCACUUCUAGAGAUGUUCAGAAUAGACUAUGUUGGCACCUCUCCAUACAUCAGCUGUCUCCCAUCUCUUUACCACCACAGAUUAGGCCCAGAAGAUAGGUUUUUGAUAUUAUCAUCUGAUGGUUUAUAUCAAUACUUGACAAAUGAAGAGGCUGUUUCUGAAGUUGAACUUUUCAUCGCAUUAUCCCCUGAUGGAGAUCCUGCACAGCAUCUGGUCGAGGAAGUGCUCUUUCGCGCAGCAAAAAAAGCUGGUAUGGACUUCCAUGAGCUGCUUGAAAUACCACAAGGGGAUAGACGACGGUACCAUGAUGAUGUUUCGAUUAUUGUUAUUUCAUUGGAGGGCAUGAUAUGGAGAUCAUGUGUAUAAGUAAAGAAAACAACAGAUAGAAGAUAUAGAGACGUCGGUUUAAAAAAGUCGGGCAUUUCCGUUUUGGCUGUGUUUUUUUCCUUGUCACCUUUGUAUUAUACCAAUUAAGCUCCCUGGACAGUCUGGAGAGUUGGCUGUGUGAUCUACUGGGUGGUAAGGUGUGUAAAGGCGUACAAAUCUGGUUCAUGUUGAUUAUAAACUGUCAUAGAAAAUUGUAAUUUUCUAAUAAAUGACAUUCCUUAAAAAGGGGUUUUGUUCAUAGGCA